AGCAGCAGCAGCAGCGGCGGCCUUCUUCUCCUCCUCGUUCUCCUUCUUCUUCGCGGGCGGUGCGGGGAGAGCGGCUUCGGGGGCUCCUGCUCACCGGCGGGCGUGCAAGAUGAACGUGGUGUUCGCCGUGAAGCAGUACAUCGGCAAGAUGAUCGAGGCCAGCGGGCCCGGCAUGAAGGUCCUGCUGAUGGACAAGGAGACGACCAGUAUUGUCAGCAUGGUGUACACGCAGUCGGAGAUCCUGCAGAAGGAGGUCUACCUCUUUGAGCGCAUCGAUUCAGCCAACCGGGAGAACAUGAAGCACUUGAAAGCUAUCUGCUUCCUGCGGCCCACGAAGGAAAACGUAGAAUACCUUAUCCAAGAGCUGCGCAGGCCGAAAUACAGCAUCUAUUUCAUUUAUUUCAGCAACGUGAUCAGCAAGAGUGACAUCAAGUCGCUGGCCGAGGCGGACGAGCAGGAAGUGGUCGCUGAAGUCCAGGAAUUCUACGGAGAUUUCAUUGCCGUGAAUCCACACGUGUUUUCCCUCAACAUCUUGGGCUCCUGCCAGGGUCACAGCUGGGAUCCUGCCCAGUUGUCCCGGGCCACCCAAGGUCUGACGGCCCUGCUGCUGUCUCUGAAGAAGUGCCCCAUGAUCCGCUACCAGCUCUCUUCCGACGCGGCCAAGAGGCUUGGGGAAUGUGUCAAGCAAAUGAUCACAAAGGAGUACGAACUCUUCGACUUCCGGCGUACCGAAGUCCCUCCGCUGCUGCUUCUCCUGGACCGUUCGGAUGACGCCAUCACACCGCUCCUGAACCAGUGGACAUACCAGGCCAUGGUUCACGAGCUGCUAGGGAUUAACAACAACCGGAUCGAUCUCUCACGCGUUCCAGGCAUCAGCAAAGAUCUCCGGGAGGUGGUCUUGUCUGCCGAAAACGACGAGUUUUAUGCCAAUAACAUGUACCUGAACUUCGCCGAGAUCGGCAGCAAUAUCAAGAACCUGAUGGAAGACUUCCAGCGGCGGAAACCCAAGGAGCAGCAGAAGCUGGAGUCGAUCGCGGACAUGAAGGCCUUUGUGGAGAACUACCCGCAGUUCAAGAAGAUGUCUGGCACGGUCUCGAAGCACGUCACUGUGGUAGGGGAGCUUUCCAGGCUGGUCAGCGAGAGGAACCUUCUGGAGGUGUCUGAGGUGGAGCAGGAGCUGGCUUGCCAGAACGAUCACUCCAGUGCUCUGCAGAACGUGCGGCGCCUCUUGCAGAACCCCAAAGUGACCGAGCUCGACGCCACCCGGCUGGUGAUGCUCUACGCCCUGCACUACGAGAGGCACAGCAGCAACAGCCUCCCCACCCUCAUGGCGGACCUGAAGACCAGGGGAGUGUCCGAGAGACACCGCAAGCUGGUGUCGGCUGUUAUCGAAUAUGGAGGGAAGCGAGUUCGAGCGAGUGACCUCUUCAGUCCUAAGGAUGCCGUGGCCAUCACCAAGCAGUUCCUCAAAGGGCUGAAGGGAGUUGAAAACGUGUACACACAGCACCAGCCGUUGCUGCACGAGACCCUCGAUCAGCUCAUCAAGGGGAAACUGAAGGACAGCCAGUACCCCUACCUGGGGCCCAGCACCCUCCGAGACAGGCCGCAAGACAUCAUCGUGUUUAUUAUCGGAGGGGCGACCUAUGAAGAAGCCCUGACUGUUUAUAAUCUGAAUCGCACCACGCCUGGCGUCCGGAUCGUCCUGGGCGGUACCGUUAUCCACAACACAAAAAGUUUCCUGGAAGAGGUUUCAGCGGCUGGCUUCCGUGGAAGAGGCAUGGAGAGUUCUCAAGCGGCGGCCCGGGUGGCCAGCAGGCGUUGAGUUUUGGCCCUUCACCGUCACCCCCUCUGCUCCGUUGCCGGACAAGAAGUGUCCCUCGUGCGCCCAAGCCACGCCAUGGUCCUGCUCCUCAACUGCUUUGCCCCCGGGCAACGAGGCCUUUGGGACUCUCCGGGGGUGUCUGGCGACCGUCUCCAUCUACAUCCAGCCCAACCAAGCCGGGCUUGGCCGUGGAUGCGGGGCGUCGUGCUUGUUGCUUCUUCCGUCGUGGCAUUCUUCAAGAUGGCGGGGCGGAAAGCGUGUCCAGAGAUGGCCAGGAAGGGUAACCCUCCCGAUGGGUUUUCACAAGGGCCGCCCAUGGACCUCUGCCACGGAUCCUGCUUCCUUGCUGUCUCUCUUGGGUCAGCCGCUCCCCUCGGAGGGUCACCAAGCUCUGUGUCCUGUGGCCUCUCGUCCCUCCAAAAAGCAAUUGUGUGAACCCCAAUAAAAGGCUGUCCUGAUU
Molecule: messenger RNA, 2282 nt
Organism: Gekko japonicus
Lineage: Eukaryota; Metazoa; Chordata; Lepidosauria; Squamata; Gekkonidae
Gene: VPS45
Product: vacuolar protein sorting 45 homolog (S. cerevisiae)
Exons: 15
Coding region: 110-1822 (570 amino acids)
Biological process (GO): vesicle-mediated transport; intracellular protein transport
Cellular component (GO): Golgi membrane
Source: RefSeq, a predicted model, not a curated record